UUGGAUUAAAACUCUCUGACACCCGGAGAACUCUGGUGCGUCUCCACACGCAGGAACCAGUAUUCCUGCAUGGAAGCGGCGCGCUGAUAUGGUCCUACCUCUGACCCGUUGAAAGACAUGCUGUCAGCCGGCAGAUGCUGGCUGGCCGCCAUGUGGCGGCUACCGACAGGACAACGAAAUCCAAAUGAAUUAGAUUAUUGGAUUGACUGCUACAGAUUAUAGCUCUCGUUCUUCUUCGAUGUUGCAAAAGAAAAUCGCAUCAAUCUGAUCAAGUUUUCGGAAAUAAAGCCUUCAUAAAGACUGGCAGCCAUGCUGACCAGCUUUAUUGAAGGUCUCCUCUGCUGCCUCACCUCAAAAUCUGCCAACACUGUGGUUCCCGUAGAGACCUCCGAACCUGCAGAUGGCUAUGAGUUUGUGGAGGUGAAACCAGGCAGAGUUCUGCGAGUUCGACAUAUCAUCCCAGACCGGCUAAUGACGGAGGAACCCAAUCAGGGUGGAAGUGUUAGCUGCAAAAGAAAGAUCACAGUUUACCGUAAUGGACAGCUGUUCAUUGAGAACUUGGGUGAGAGGGCAAGUGCAGAGCUGAAAACCUGCCAGAACGGAGACACUGAACCAAACAGCACUGUAGAGGUUGAACUGACAGACUGCCAUAACGCUUCACCACCUGUCAGCAUUCCUGAGGCCCGGUCAAAUUCUGUCUCAGCUGGAAACAAUGGAGCAUCUGAAACAGCAGAAGAAGCGCCUGUCUCUGGACAGGCUGAACAGUCCCAGCAACCCAGGAAGCGCAGGCGGAAACCCAAGCGCACUGUGGUGAUUGAUUGUGAGAGGAAGAUAUCAGCCUGUAAAGGGACACAUUCAGACUUAGCUCUGUUCUUCAUCCACGGGGUGGGAGGCUCCCUGGACAUCUGGGGAAGUCAGCUUGACUUCUUUUCCCGUCUUGGUUACGAGGUGAUCGCACCAGACCUGGCAGGCCAUGGAGCCAGCUCAGCUCCACAGAUAGCAGCAGCGUAUACUUUCUACGCAUUGGCUGAGGAUAUGAGAAUUAUCUUCAAGAGAUAUGCAAGGAAGAGGAAUGUCCUCAUAGGACAUUCUUAUGGUGUGUCGUUCUGUACGUUCCUGGCCCAUGAGUUUCCAGAUCAGAUUCACAAGAUGGUGAUGAUCAACGGUGGUGGUCCUACAGCUCUGGAGCCCAGCCUCUGCUCCAUCUUCAACCUGCCCACCUGUGUGCUUCAUUGCCUCUCCCCACUGCUGGCCUGGAGCUUCCUCAAGGCUGGCUUUGCUCGGCAGGGUGCAAAGGAAAAACAGUUGCUGAAAGAGAACAAUGCCUUCAAUGUGUCGUCAUUCGUGUUGCGUGCCAUGAUGAGCGGGCAGUACUGGCCUGAGGGGGACGAAGUUUACCACGCUGAGCUCACAGUGCCCGUCUUGCUUGUUCAUGGUAUGCACGACAAGUUUGUCCCUGUAGAAGAGGACCAGCGCAUGGCUGAGAUCCUCCUAAUGGCGUUCCUGAAGGUCUUAGAGGAUGGUAGUCACAUGGUCAUGAUGGAGUGUCCUGAGGCUGUCAACACACUCUUGCAUGAGUUCUUCCUUUGGGAACCAGCCACUCCUACACCCCCAAAGAAAGAGUCCAAAACCCGUCCAGAGACAGCUAAAGCUCAAACUGACAACACCAAGGCCGUGUCUGAGUCUGCCAAGACCCGGCCUGCAACGGCCAGGCAAACUUAAUCAGAAAGGGGACGAGUGAGAACGAAAAUAACCGAAGAUUAAAGCUGAUUCAGACUGAAGCUGAAACAGGCCGGCCAUGCCUUCCUGAGGCAUCGAGCUUGUCUGGCUGGAAGCUGGUUUUGUGGAGGCAGGACACUACAGACAUUACUGUAGUUAUGGAACAUGAGUGGCCGAUCCUGGUAUUUAAAAGAAAUGCACUCAAGGGUUGAUUGUGUUGUGGCUUGUCAAGCUGCAAAA
Melanotaenia boesemani (Boeseman's rainbowfish) is the source of this 1959-nucleotide messenger RNA. RefSeq names its product abhydrolase domain containing 8b (gene abhd8b). The transcript has 5 exons. The coding region runs from base 310 to 1722 and encodes 470 amino acids. Gene Ontology annotation, molecular function: catalytic activity. Lineage: Eukaryota; Metazoa; Chordata; Actinopteri; Atheriniformes; Melanotaeniidae. The record is from RefSeq and is a predicted model, not a curated record.